Messenger RNA from Colletotrichum graminicola M1.001, 1836 nucleotides. RefSeq names its product cyclin. Gene Ontology annotation, molecular function: protein kinase binding; cyclin-dependent protein serine/threonine kinase regulator activity. The record is from RefSeq and is a predicted model, not a curated record. The transcript has 3 exons. The coding region runs from base 1 to 1836 and encodes 611 amino acids. Gene Ontology annotation, biological process: regulation of cyclin-dependent protein serine/threonine kinase activity. Lineage: Eukaryota; Fungi; Ascomycota; Sordariomycetes; Glomerellales; Glomerellaceae. Gene Ontology annotation, cellular component: cyclin-dependent protein kinase holoenzyme complex; nucleus.
AUGAGUGCUACCUACCAUGCCCCUCACCUCGUUGCCUACGAUAGUCAUGUUCUCCCCUCGUACCCCUCGGCCGUUGCCCAAGCUCGAGGUCCCAAGGCGGUCAUGGCCGAAGCCGCGAGGGCUGCCCCUCAAUAUCCUCGCUACACCCAACCGACCAACUCAUACUCCCAGCCCCAACAGCCGGUGACGAAUCCUGCUUCCGGUACCAGCCAGUACUCUACAACCUCCCGUCACUCGACUCGCCCGUCAACACCGACGUCGGGCGCCAUCGGCAAGUCGGAUGGUUCUGUCUCGCGAAAGGGCUCUUCAGCUCUCGUUCUGCAUAGCUUGUCCAUACCGAGCUGCAUCAACCCUAAGGGCGGCAACUUGGCAGACUUUGCGGCUCAGAUUACAUGCCUCUUCUGGUUCGAGUCAAUAGAGACGUUGCGAGCGGCCGAGAACAUCCGAUCCCGACCACCAACGGCUACGUUGCCCCGCCUGACCGAAUAUGCGACUCCGUUUUCUCAAUUCAAGAAGUGGGCCUACAGCGUCCUGUCAACAACACAAGUAACGCAAAACGUCAUCCUGCUCGCCCUGCUAUUCGUGUACCGUCUAAAGACAACGAACCCUUCGGUCAAGGGCCGUUCGGGCAGCGAGUAUCGUCUUUUGACGGUUGCCCUGAUGCUGGGCAAUAAGUUUUUGGAUGACAACACGUACACCAACAAGACCUGGGCGGAAGUGUCUGGCAUCACCGUGCAGGAAAUCCACGUCAUGGAGGUCGAGUUCCUCAGCAACAUGCGAUACAGCCUGCUGGCAACAAAGGAGGAGUGGGAGGAGUGGCUCGUAAAGCUGUCCUGUUUCUCAGAGUACUACGAGAGGGCCCAGAAGCAACCGACCUCGCCACUGAGCAAGUCAUUCACUUCACCAGUGUCCUCGCCCACUGCUACAAUCCAGCCCGCCGCCUCGUUCCCGCCUUCAACGCCUUCCGCCGCGAACGUAUUCUCACCGAACACGGCCAUCCCGAACACAACCCAAACAUGGCCUUCGACCUACCAUAACGCCCCGAUAUCCCCGCUUUCUGGUAAGCACGUUGCGGGUAUGAUUACCCGUAAGAGAAGCCCGGAGGACGAUGUUGUGGAGCCCCCCGCGAAGCGACUUAGCAGACAGCCCAACACGAUGCCUCCAGUCACCCGACCGCAAGUGGUCAGCGAACAACCCAUGCGCCUUCCUGUUCCUAGCCUAUCGCUGAACACCAACCCGGCUCCCGCACAGGCCCAGAUGUAUCCUGCCACGACCGCCUACCCCACGCAGCAACAUGUCUCACUGCCGCCUUUGAGCAAUGGUGUCCGUGCCAUGACGACUGUUUACCCUCCUGCCACAACAGUCUCGAUGCCCCAGUUGCCCAUGCCAACUACAACUUCGAUGCCCCAGACAUCGCUUACACCGUCGAACGUCUCGAUGCACAGCGUUAUGGGAUACGGCACGCCAACCAAGAGACACAGCCCCGGAAGUCUGUCGGUGUACGCCUCGUCGCCGCUAGGCGAGCAGUUUCCUACGUCGGUUAUGCAUACUCCGAUUGCACAUACGCCCAUUUCGCACUCUCCAAGCGUAUACCUUCAGCAGCGGCCCAGUCCGUACAAGCCUAUUCGGCACGUCAACACGCUUCUUUACCCCCCACCGUCGGCGUCUCUAAACGAAUAUCAUCUGCCAACAACGCAGAUGCACUACCAGCCUCUGGGACGACGGAACGAUCUGCGAACCGGCGUUGUCCCCGAGUUUAUGCACGCGCCCUAUCGGAUGAGCGCGCAAAUGCCCCAUAUUCCACACGGUCUGCCGCAGGGGCCAUACCCGAACUAG